Vigna umbellata (rice bean) is the source of this 2467-nucleotide messenger RNA. The record is from RefSeq and is a predicted model, not a curated record. NCBI's taxonomy places the organism in Eukaryota, Viridiplantae, Streptophyta, Magnoliopsida, Fabales, Fabaceae.
UACAUCUCUGUGAUAAACAUGGAAAAAGAACCAAAAUCUAACUUUCUAAUGAUGAUUGCUGCCAAAGUAGCAGUACUUUCUUUCAUUCUUUGAGAAUUCGAGGAUGCACAGAAAAGGGAAGUACGAACUUGAGAUUCUGCCCUCUUUGGUUACUUCACGAUUUUUUUCUUCCAAAGUCCCUCUGGGUCUUCAACUUGCCUUUCUUCUCAGGAACAGAGUUUGUAGUGAAUAGCUCACCAGAGAAAUCUAUUUUGAUUGGAUCGUCCUAAAAAUGAAGAAAGUAGUCUCUCUCAUCUCUUUAUGCCACCUUGUUGUGAUGAAGUUACUACUGCUAUCAAAGACUGUUAUAGCAGAACCAAGGGCCAAGACGGUCCUAGUAACAUGUGGCAAUGUACGAGAGCAUAAUUCUACUAUAUUUGUUCCCAAUUUUGUUGCAACUAUGGAGAAGAUCAGUGAUGAGAUGCGGAAAACUGGCUUUGGCACAGCAGUUGUAGGGACAGGACCUGAUACUAACUAUGGCCUGGCCCAGUGUUAUGGGGAUCUUUCAUUGCUUGACUGUGUAUUGUGCUAUGCUGAGGCACGUACUGUUCUUCCUCAGUGUUACCCUUAUAACUCUGGUCGCAUUUUCCUUGAUGGGUGCUUCAUGAGGGCUGGGAAUUAUAGUUUCUUUAAUGAGUAUACAGGACCAGGAGACAAAGCUGUAUGUGGGAACACGACCAAGAAGAAUUCAAGUUUUCAAGCAGCGGCAAAGCAAGCAGUUUUAAGAGCAGUUCAAGAUGCACCCAACAACAAAGGAUAUGCUAGAGGGAAUGUUGCUGUCGCAGGAACAACUAACCAAUCUGUUUAUGUUCUGGCGGAUUGUUGGAGGACUUUGGACCAAAGGUCUUGCAAAGCAUGUCUUGAGAAUGCAUAUUUUUCCUUACAGGGAUGCUUGCCCUGGUCAGAAGGGCGAGCACUCAACACCGGCUGCUUCAUGAGGUACUCAGACACAGAUUUUCUUAACAAGGAACAGGAAAAUGGGAGUUCAAGAGGUAACGUGGUAGUAAUAGUGGUUGCAGUAGUUAGUUCGAUGAUUGUUUUGGUGGUUGGAGUAGCUAUUGGAGUUUAUAUAUGGAAACAAAGAUACAUUCAGAAGAAACGAAGAGGUUCAAAUGAUGCAGAAAAGUUAGCAAAAUCUCUUCAGAACAAAAGCUUGAACUUCAAGUACUCUACAUUGGACAAAGCUACUGGAUCUUUUCAUGAAAAUAACAAGUUAGGGCAAGGAGGAUUUGGAACAGUUUAUAAAGGAGUUCUAGCUGAUGGAAGAGAGAUUGCUAUCAAGAGGUUAUAUUUCAACAACAGACAUAGAGCAGCAGAUUUCUACAACGAAGUCAACAUAAUUAGUAGUGUGGAACACAAGAAUCUGGUCAGACUGUUAGGAUGCAGUUGUUCAGGACCUGAAAGCCUGCUUGUUUAUGAAUUCCUGCCCAAUAAAAGUCUUGAUCGCUUCAUUUUUGAUAAAAACAAGGGCAAAGAAUUAAACUGGGAAAAGAGAUUUGAAAUUAUCAUCGGGACAGCCGAAGGAUUAGUUUAUCUGCACGAAAACUCUAAAACAAAGAUAAUUCACAGAGAUAUAAAAGCCAGCAACAUCCUAUUGGAUGCAAAGUUUCGUGCUAAAAUUGCAGAUUUUGGUCUGGCCAGGUCCUUUCAAGAGGACAAGAGCCACAUAAGUACAGCUAUUGCAGGAACUUUGGGGUAUAUGGCUCCUGAGUACCUAGCUCAUGGUCAGUUAACAGAAAAGGCAGACGUGUAUAGUUUUGGAGUGUUGCUGCUAGAGAUGGUCACUGGUAGACAGAACAACAGGAGCAUAGUAUCGGAGUAUUCAGACAGCUUAGUUACAGUGGCAUGGAAGCAUUUUCAGGCAGGGACUGCUGAACAAUUAUUUGAUCCAAAUAUAGAGUUACAGGAAGACAACAACAGCGAGGUUAAGGAUGAGAUUUUAAGAGUGGUUCACAUAGGACUUCUAUGCACCCAAGAAAUGUGUUCCUUGCGACCAUGUAUGUCAAAGGCACUAAAGAUGCUAACAAAGAAGGAGGAGAAUCUAAUUGCUCCUUCUAAUCCACCCUUCCUAGAUGAGAGUACCAUGGAACUUCAUGACACAAGUGCGGACCCAUUUUAUCCUCUUAAUGCACCUGAUUCAGUGGCUACCAUGUCCCAUAGCUCUUUCUAUCCCAGGUGACCACGAGAAUGCAGAGAAUCCCUACACACUGCAUGUCUGCAGCAUUGCUUGUGAUUGGCAAAUAACUUAGUCUGCCUCAGACCUAUGACGCUUAAGGUUGCUCACCAAGCAUCAGAUGUUUUUCUAUUUAGGAUGCAUACUUACGAAGAAAUUUUAAUCCAAAUGUCCAAUUUGGUUAUGGGAAGCAAACAAUGCAUAUUGUACAGUUCCAUAUUAUAAGAAUUAUAGAUUAAUUUGAUUUAUGUGACA